AAAAAGCUUCACCACUUGAAACCUCUCUCUCUCUCUCUCUCUCUGGUUGACCCGAUAAUUUCUCUCUCGCAGACACACAGAUCUCUCUUCGAAUCUGCUAGAUCUGUUCGUUUUCUUACAUCUGUAUUGCGAAACCUCAGAUCGGAAGGUUUCGUUUACAGAUCUAGCGAUUCUCCGUUACAAGUUUCGUUGUAUUUCCGAGUUCCGACGUAUGCUUUGUUUUCAGAUCUGGGUUUGUUGUAUCUCUAGAAAUGGCGGAGACUUUGAAAGAAGAUUCGAUUAUGAUUCGAGAGGUUUGGGAUUACAAUUUGGUUGAAGAAUUCGCGUUGAUCCGUGAGAUUGUUGACAAAUUCAGCUAUAUCGCUAUGGAUACUGAGUUUCCAGGUGUGGUUUUGAAGCCUGUUGCUACUUUUAAGUACAAUAAUGAUCUUAACUAUAGGACUCUCAAGGAAAAUGUUGAUUUGUUGAAAUUGAUUCAAGUUGGUUUAACGUUUUCUGAUGAGAAUGGGAAUCUUCCUACUUGUGGGACGGAUAAGUUCUGCAUCUGGCAAUUCAAUUUCCGUGAGUUCAAUAUCGGUGAGGAUAUCUACGCCAGCGAGUCGAUUGAGCUGUUGCGUCAGUGUGGGAUUGAUUUCAAGAAGAACAUUGAGAAAGGUAUUGAUGUGGUUAGGUUUGGUGAGCUUAUGAUGUCGUCUGGGAUUGUUUUGAACGAUGCUAUCUCGUGGGUUACGUUCCAUGGAGGAUAUGAUUUCGGGUAUUUGGUUAAACUGUUGACUUGCAAGGAAUUGCCUCUCAAGCAAGCUGAUUUCUUCAAGCUACUGUAUGUGUAUUUCCCUACGGUUUACGAUAUCAAGCACUUGAUGACGUUCUGCAACGGACUGUUUGGCGGAUUGAACAGACUCGCUGAGCUUAUGGGUGUGGAAAGAGUUGGGAUUUGUCAUCAAGCUGGGUCAGAUAGCUUGCUCACCUUAGGCUCGUUUAGGAAGCUCAAGGAACGUUAUUUCCCAGGAUCAACUGAGAAAUACACUGGAGUCUUGUAUGGUCUAGGUGUGGAAGAUGGUACUACUACUGUUGCUAAUUAAGAAGAAAAGAAAUGAAAGAUAUUUGAAAAAUUCCAGGGAACUGCAAUUAGAUUUUUCUUUAGACUUUGUGAGUGUGAGACCAAUUAGAAUUGUCUUUGUGUAAAUUGGCAAAUUUGGUGUAGUAAGUGACUUGUUGUGUCUUUGUUGCUGUUGUUUUCAGGAAAACCCCUUCUGAUCAAAACUGAGGGGUUUUUGUUUUAGCUUGAGUUUCUGAAUGUAUAUCAAUUCAGCUACCCGUUUAUUUAAUAAAUAAUCUCCAAUUUU
Arabidopsis arenosa is the source of this 1346-nucleotide messenger RNA. NCBI's taxonomy places the organism in Eukaryota, Viridiplantae, Streptophyta, Magnoliopsida, Brassicales, Brassicaceae. The record is from the annotation of a GenBank genome assembly.